ACCGAGACGCCGACCUGACCCGACCCCGACCCCACCCCCCACCAUCAGCCUCUCCUCCCCCGCCGCCGCCACCACCGGCGACCACCGGAGCCCGAGAAGAAAACCGCGAGCGCCCCGCGAAUCGAAGCGGAGGAGAUGGUGGGCGCCUCGACGUCGUCGGUGGUGAACGUGUACCCGCUCGCCAACUACACGUUCGGCACCAAGGAGCCCAAGAUGGAGAAGGACACCUCCGUCGCCGACCGCCUUGCCCGCAUGAAGGUCAACUACAUGAAAGAAGGAAUGCGGACAAGUGUUGAAGCAAUCCUGCUGGUGCAAGAGCACAAUCACCCCCACAUACUGUUAUUGCAAAUUGGGAACACAUUUUGCAAACUUCCUGGUGGACGUUUGAAGCCUGGGGAAAAUGAAAUUGAGGGCCUGAAAAGAAAGUUGUGCAGCAAACUUGCAGUGAACUCACCUUCCUUUCCACCUAACUGGCAGGUUGGUGAGUGUGUUGCUGUUUGGUGGAGGCCAAACUUUGAAACCGUGAUGUAUCCUUAUUGCCCUCCACAUAUAACCAAGCCCAAGGAAUGCAAGAAGCUUUUCAUUGUUCAUCUAACUGAAAGAGAGUAUUUCGCUGUUCCAAGGAACUUGAAGCUACUUGCUGUUCCACUGUUUGAACUCUAUGACAAUGUUCAGCGGUAUGGACCUGUAAUUUCCACCAUCCCGCAGCAGCUGUCUAGGUUCCAAUUCAACAUGGUGAGCUCAUAAGGGUGAUGAGAUAGUGUUCCCAAGGCCUCUUUCGGCAGCCCACUCCGAGCGUCUCUUCGACAUCAAACUGGCUAAUCAACUUAGCAUGACUUGUUUUCUCAGUAACCAUGUUUCCAUGAAUUAUGCGGCAUUCGCACUAUUAGUCUAAAAACUAGACAUGUACCUAUGUUUGUUCUUUUCAUUUUGCGAUUCCGUUAGUACAUCUCAACUGUGUUGUAUGUGUGGUGUAUUUUGUGGUUGUUGUUCCGUGUUCUAAUUUAUUUGUGUAUAUGUACCAAUGUAUGUAUUUAUAAUUUGCAUGAUCUGCUGUAGUAACUUGUCAGACUCGCUUUCUAUUGUCCGCCGAUGAAUUGGGAAUGUUUUGUAAGGAGCUACCCCUUCAAAUUACAAGCUUCCUUAUUAUUUUCGGCAGUGUACCAUAAUCUUUUAAGCUUUUCGGUAUUGUAAGCC
This is a messenger RNA of Triticum aestivum (bread wheat), 1197 nucleotides long. RefSeq names its product pre-mRNA cleavage factor Im 25 kDa subunit 2. Gene Ontology annotation, molecular function: mRNA binding. The record is from RefSeq and is a predicted model, not a curated record. The transcript is spliced from 7 exons. Gene Ontology annotation, biological process: mRNA 3'-end processing. Gene Ontology annotation, cellular component: mRNA cleavage factor complex. The coding region runs from base 136 to 747 and encodes 203 amino acids. NCBI's taxonomy places the organism in Eukaryota, Viridiplantae, Streptophyta, Magnoliopsida, Poales, Poaceae.